Messenger RNA from Chinchilla lanigera (long-tailed chinchilla), 2458 nucleotides. It is a transcript of the gene Znf467, whose product is annotated as zinc finger protein 467. The coding region runs from base 394 to 2166 and encodes 590 amino acids. Lineage: Eukaryota; Metazoa; Chordata; Mammalia; Rodentia; Chinchillidae. Gene Ontology annotation, cellular component: nucleus. The record is from RefSeq and is a predicted model, not a curated record. The transcript is spliced from 5 exons.
UCCCUUCCCCGGAUCCCACUUUCCUCCACCUCCCCGGGCCUCGCGCCUCCCGGCCACCACCUGCACACCUAGCGCCCCGAGCGCCCUGCCGGGACCCUCACCCUUCAAGGCCCCUGUUCCCCACCUCUUCCGAGCAGGCGCCCCGGCUCCGUUCCCUCGGUCCCCGCCCCCUCGGCGCCGCUGCCCGGCCCCUCUCCCCCCACCCCGCGUGCCCUCCUCCUCCCGCGAAGUUUCGGGCUGUCAGUCCGUCGGUCUCCGGCAGUCCGCACCGGGCUGCAGGCGGCGGGCGCCAUUGUGCGCGGAGCCGCGGGCGCCUGGGUCCCCGCGGGCAGCUGCUAGGGGACCCGCCAGGGUCUGUGGCCUGAUCCCCAAGAGGGGCUGCUCCCUGUUGUCAUGAGAGAGACCCUGGAGGCGCUCAGCUCCCUGGGAUUCUCUGUGGGACAGCCAGAGAUGGCCCCCCAAAGUGAGCCCAGGGACGGGUCUCAUAAUGCCCAGGGGCAGAUGUCUUCUGCCAGGGAAGAAAGCGCAUUGAGCACACGCUCAGGACAUGAGGUCCCUGGCGCGGAGGAAGGUGCCCAGACUGAACAAGCCGAGGCUCCCUGCAGAGGUGGCCAGAUGUGCAGCCCACAGAAGGCUGAGCCUGUGGGCUCCUGCUCCGGCGACGAGUGGAUGAUUCGGAAGGUGAAGGUGGAGGAUGAGGAUCAGGAAACAGGAGAGGAGGUCGAAUGGCCCCAGCAUCUAGCCUUACUUCCUAGCCCCUUUCCGGCGCCCGACCUGGGGCACCUGGCAGCCUCGUACAAACUGGAGCCCGGGACCCCGGGAACAUUGGGUGGGCUGGCGCUGCCCGGGUGGGUCCCAGAGAAGCCCUACGGCUGCGGAGACUGCGAGCGGCGUUUCCGGGACCAGCUGACGCUGCGGCUGCACCAGAGGCUGCACCGAGGCGAGGGCCCGUGCGCCUGCCCGGACUGCGGCCGCAGCUUCACGCAGCGCGCCCACAUGCUGCUGCACCAGCGCAGCCACCGCGGCGAGCGGCCCUUCCCUUGCUCCGAGUGCGACAAGCGCUUCAGCAAGAAGGCGCACCUGACGCGCCAUCUGCGCACGCACACGGGCGAGCGGCCCUACCCUUGCGCGGAGUGCGGCAAGCGCUUCAGCCAGAAGAUACACCUGGGCUCGCACCAGAAGACGCACACCGGCGAGCGCCCCUUCCCCUGCACCGAGUGUGAGAAGCGCUUUCGCAAGAAGACGCACUUGAUCCGGCACCAGCGCAUCCACACGGGCGAGAGGCCCUAUCAGUGCAUGCAGUGUGCGCGCAGCUUCACGCACAAGCAGCACUUGGUGCGGCACCAGAGGGUGCAUGACACCGCCGGCGGGACCCGGCCCUGCCCCGAAGCACCCCCCUCACUCCACUCCCCCUCUGCGUCCCCCACGCCGUCCCCUCCCGGGCCCAAGCCGUUUGCCUGCUCGGACUGCGGCUUGAGCUUUGGCUGGAAAAAGAACCUCACCAUGCACCAGAGUCUGCACCGCAGCGAGGCUCACCCCUUUGGGUGUGACGAGUGCGCCCUGGGUACCACCGCGGACCCCGCUACCACCGAGUCGCUGCCCUGCGAGCCUGGUGGCAGCCCAGGCCCUGGCCCCGAGGCGCCCCCACACGGCGUCCCCAGCGAGCGCUCCUUCUUCUGCCCGGACUGCGGGCGCGGCUUCGCCCACGGGCAGCACCUGGCGCGGCAUCGGCGCGUGCACACGGGCGAGCGGCCCUUCGCCUGCGCGCAGUGCGGCCGCCGCUUCGGCUCUCGGCCCAAUCUCGUCGCCCACUCCAGGGCUCACAGCGGCGCCAGGCCUUUCGCAUGUGCCCAGUGUGGCCGCCGCUUCAGCCGCAAGUCGCACCUGGGCCGCCAUCAGGCCGUGCACACGGGCAGCCGCCCCCACUCUUGUGCCAUCUGCGCCCGCAGCUUCAGCUCCAAGACCAACCUGGUCCGCCACCAGGCCAUCCACACGGGCUCCCGCCCCUUCUCCUGCCUGCAGUGCGGCAAGAGCUUCAGCCGCAAGACGCACUUGGUGCGGCAUCAGCGCAUCCACGGCGAAGCCACCCUCCCACCCUCUGACGCGGACCUGGCAGCCUCAGCCUGGCCCACUCCCACCGAGGUGGCGCCAGCCCCGCUCUUCUGAGCCUGUUCUCUCUAGGAUCCUUCCAUUGCUCAGAUUCGGGAGCCUCCUGCCCUGAGACCUCCUGGCCCAUCAGCGCAGUGGCCUGGACUCCUGUGACCACUGUCCUUACCCCUGUGUCUGGAAAAGCCCACAAAGUAUCUCCAGCUCCGAAUUGUAAGAAACAAGGCACAGAGAGCUUGCACAGGUCUCAUGGGAAGGCAGAACAUGACCAAGGCAGAUGGGCUGGGAACCCGUGGUGGGAGGGAAAGAAUGGUUGUCUGUGUUUUCGGUGUCAUUAAAGUUCAAAUCCUAA